Messenger RNA from Penicilliopsis zonata CBS 506.65, 1275 nucleotides. RefSeq lists its product as hypothetical. The record is from RefSeq and is a predicted model, not a curated record. Lineage: Eukaryota; Fungi; Ascomycota; Eurotiomycetes; Eurotiales; Aspergillaceae. The coding region runs from base 33 to 986 and encodes 317 amino acids. The transcript has a single exon. Gene Ontology annotation, molecular function: hydrolase activity, acting on glycosyl bonds.
CUUUCUUCACACUCGUUUAUAUUAUUGUCAUCAUGUAUCAAGGCUCCUUUCUAUUGAUUAUUGCCAGUUCUGUCCUUCAGGCUGUGGCGACGACUGUGCCCAUCGUCUCGUGCACCGUCAAUCAACCGCAGCUGUUCACAAACCCCAGCUUCGAAGACGGCAGCUGGGAUGGCUGGACAAAGACCGACAGCAGCUCCAACGCCGCAAUUGUCGAUGCCUCAUCUUCAGGUUCUCCCUUCUCGACCGCCGCAGAAGGCCAGUAUUACAUCAAGACAAUCAACACAGCCCUCCGGGGCGGGGAUGCGCUCUUCCUCUCCCAGACAGUGAAUGGGCUCGAUACAAGCACGACGUAUACCAUCACCUUCUCAAUCGCGGGGGUCCCCAAUGGUGGCAGCACCCAGCUGUGCCAGAUGUACGUGUUCAAGGACAGCCAAACCAACGCCAACCUGCUAGUCGAGGAUGUGAUUGAUAUGGAUGCUUCCGGGCUGCCAUGGACGCAGUACUCGCUCGGCUUCACGCCCACGGCCACUAGCCACCUCAUGCUGUUCGUGCUAGAGUGUUAUGAUACGGAAUACUAUGUCGGCCUUGACGACCUUCAGUUCCUCGAGCCUGCCACGACCGUCUGCUCGACCUCCUAUUCCACGGCGGUUCCAUCGCCGACAACUUCAUCGCAGGCGGUUACUUCCCAAGCUGUUACUUCAUCACAGUCUGUUACUGCGUCUUCUUCCCAGUCUGUCGGUUCAUCGAUUUCAUCUGUCCUGCCGAGCUCUUCAUCUAUCGGAUCCUCUGCACUGCCCACAAGCUCGGACUUAUCCUCAAGUGCUAUCCCAUCAAGUGCCGUCUCUACAAACAUCUCUAUCACUACCAGUCCAGCGGUCUCGCCAUCCACAACUCCAAUGCCCAGCAUCACAAGUGGCCAAGUGGUUGUUGUUACUCAGACCGUUUAUACGACUGAUAUGGCAACUGUAUAUGAAUGCCCUGCUUAAUAUCUAAUUAUAUAUAAUUCUCCAUCUUAUUUAAUUGAAAUCAGGAUAUAUCACCUGUCGCUCGCUAUUGAUUGAUUUGUUCUCACUGGUAAAUAAUAAAAUAAACUACAUACUCAGCACAGCUCAGCUGCAAAAUGUUCUAGAUGAUCUAUCCACGCAGCGGCAUUUGGCUUAGAAGAACUGUACGCAUACAUUUCCCUAGACAGUCUUUAUCCAUUCGAGGCCGUGAGAUGACGUUGACUGGGUCUGGGCGUUCGACUCGUUGGAACUCCAUUUGCCUGUUCACUAC